AUUCAUUAUGCAAUUUUAUAGAAUUAAAUCUUAUUUAUCUUCAGAUAUAAAAACUAUAUUUACCAGCUGAAACAAUAACGCAUAUGCAGUAUAAUAUAAUCUACUUAACAAUCUCGUUUUAGUUAUAAUAUGUGAUUAAUUCUUUUGCUAUUUCGCUAUAAACAGUUUCUUGUGCAUACAAUAUUUUUUUAUAGUAUUCUAAUAUAUUGUUAGAUAUUGUAAAGAAAGUAAAAUACAGUUAUUGAAGUUUGGGAACAUUCAAUGUUAAUCUUGCUUCAAAAAAUAAUCUUUCGAAUGAAUGGGGAAUAGAUUUUUAGUAUUAUAGUUGGUAUAAUGUCAUCAUUGUUUACAAUGUGUUAGAGUUAAAGAAAUGAGACAAAUUAAUAUUUCAGAAGCAAAUUCAAUUUUUAAAUGAUGUUAUUUUAAAAUGGCAGAUGAUAUGAAUGUUCUUUUUAUACGAGGAAAUGGAAACGUAUGUAUGGAUACAGACACAGCCAAUGAUAAUGUUUGGAAUGAUAGUGCAUUAAUAGAAGCAUAUGAUAAAGCAAUAAAUUUAGCAAAAGAAGAAGUUAUCAAGCGAAUGGGAAUGGAUGUUGGAAAUUCUCAACCGAAAGAAAACCUACAAAAUCUUAAGCAGCCUAAACACGCAAGUAAAUUACACAAGAAAUGGAUCAUAGGAGCACCUUAUCGUGCAAUAUACUCAGAGGAUGGAGAAAUUUAUGAAGCUAUAAUAUCAAAAAUUUACGAAAACAAUGGCACGUGUUGAAGUGGUUACCACUUCUAAGAAAACUCUACAUCUGGUCUUUUUUAGUUUUCUCAAGCACUGAAGCCAUCGACAGCGCGUAGACAAAAGACUGCGACGAAGUCAGGCCAUAAACAGUAGACAGGCAACGUUGGCUUCGGGGUUUUCAGUUAUUAGGUAACACAGCUAGCGUGCGGAUCUGGACCAGCUCAAAUUGUAUUUUUACUUAUUACACUUCUAUUUAAAUAUAUUUUCUACCUUACAAUUUA
This is a messenger RNA of Bombus huntii, 1011 nucleotides long. RefSeq names its product survival motor neuron protein-like. Gene Ontology annotation, biological process: mRNA processing. The transcript is spliced from 3 exons. NCBI's taxonomy places the organism in Eukaryota, Metazoa, Arthropoda, Insecta, Hymenoptera, Apidae. The record is from RefSeq and is a predicted model, not a curated record. Gene Ontology annotation, cellular component: cytoplasm; nucleus. Gene Ontology annotation, molecular function: RNA binding. Bases 428 to 766 code for a protein of 112 amino acids.